AUGACAAGGCUUUCGCCACGAAUCGUCACUUUUGCCCUAGUGGUUCUUGCACCGGUCUGCUUCCUGGCAACAGCUGCAAUGCAACAGCUACUCCUUGUUGAAGAUUUUGUUCUUCCUUUUUUACUCAACUUCUUUUUGCGAAAAGAUAUACCGUUCGUUAUGACUGGCAUUAUGUUUGCCUGGACAUAUGUGAUAACGGCGUCUUUAAGUGUUAUAGCUCAAGCUGCUGGUUCGAGAAAUGGAUACUAUGAUAAUAAUGAACCAAGACUCCCUAUUCAUAGAUCAUCUUUAAAAGGCGCACUAGCUAGGAUGGUAGCAGCACAUAAUGUUGCAUUAGAGAAUGCCCCUGCAUUUUUUACAGCAGUAAUCAUUGCAUCAUUAAAUAAAGUACCUUUGAAAUAUAGGACAAGCUUUUCCGUUAUAUAUACAAUUCUUCGAAUUAUCCACACUCCAUUAUAUGUUUUGGAUUUUGAUAUUGCGCGUGUAAUUAUACAUGUCAUGGCUUUAUCAUGCACCGUGUGGCUAUUUGCAUUUGCUCUUGUUCCUAAUUUCGAGAAGAAUUAUUCAACGGUGACAGAAGUGGUUACCUUGUUAAGGAGCGUUUCCGAUGAUGCAACGUGGAAUUUUUGA
Molecule: messenger RNA, 630 nt
Organism: Funneliformis mosseae
Lineage: Eukaryota; Fungi; Glomeromycota; Glomeromycetes; Glomerales; Glomeraceae
Source: the annotation of a GenBank genome assembly